UUGCUUGGCGCGUCUUGGCUGGUUGGCUUCGCUUGUUACUGCCUCUGACUUUGGAAACCGCAAAAUUUCCUGGUUGGAGGUGGUGGCUGACCAGAGUGGCUUCGUCUUAUUGGGCCCAUGAGGCUGUGAUAGGCGGACUGGUGCUGAUGUGUCUCUGAUAGCCUCCGCCAUGAAGAGGAGCUCUGGCCUCGGGGGCCAGAAGGGCCAGGGGCCCUCCGACUCCUUCACCUGCUGGUGGUGUUGCAGGGGGGACAAUGUCGCCGAGCGCGAUGACAGCCCCUUCGCCCAGUGCGGGUACAAUAUCCGAGAGAAACACCUCGGCAAGCUCCACAGAGCUGCCAGCCGGGGUGAAGUCUCCAAGGUGGAGCGCAUCCUUUCGCGCGGGAACGCUAACUUGGAUGAGAGAGACAAGAAGAAAAGGACUGCUCUGCAUUUGGCCUGUGCCAAUGGCCAUCCAGAAGUGGUAGCUCUUCUGGUAGACAGAGGAUGUCAACUUGAUGUCUUUGACAACAAAAACAGGACAGCUCUGCUAAAGGCGGUACAAUGCCAGGAAGAGGAAUGUGCGACUAUUUUACUAGAACACGGCGCCGACCCAGACCUUCCAGAUGUCUAUGGCAAUACUACCUUACACUAUGCCACCUACAGUGAGGAUAUCCCAAUGACAAAAAAACUGCUUUUACACCAUGCCAAUAUUGAAACAGCAAACAAGGAUGAACUCACACCAUUUUUGCUAGCUGUACAUGAACAAAAACAGCAAAUGAUAGAAUUUUUAAGAAAGCAAAAAGAAAAUUUAACUGCAGUUAAGUUUGAAAGCAUUCACCAAGUAAUGUCUGAAUACAAAGAAAACGAGACACCUAGAAAUCCUCAAAAUAGCAAUCCAGAAGGAACAUCUAACAAGAUGGUGUGCUUGGGAGAAGGAGCAGCAGGUGCAAAAGUGGAUGAGAUUCCUGGAAAUCCUGUAAAAAGGCUUUUCAACAAACCAUCUAUUGACGACUCACGACCUAUGUCAGCUAAUGAAGACUUUGAUUUUGAUACUGAGGAAAUUGUGAGACAACUUCAAGAACUGGCUGAUACUGUAAAAAAACAACCUAUAUCAGAGCCUUCACUAGAGGCUACACCAUGUUAUGUUAAUUUAGAUGAAACACAGGACUCAAAGAGGAGAUCAGGUCAAAUCAGAAGUCAAGCUGAUCUUACAGAAGCAGUGGAAACUGCAUCUUCAGAAGGUCUACAUAUGGAUGCAGAGAUUGAAGUUCUUCAACAGGCAUUAUUAUAUAUGAAAACAAUGCAAGAGAAACGUGAAACACUACAGAAGGAUCAGGAGAAGUUGGAAGAAGAACUAGUAAACCUCAAAAGUCGCAUGGAAAUGAAUGUGUUAGAACGUGGUGAAUUGGAACACCAUAAACGGGAGUUCGAAGAAAGAGCAAGGCAGGAGAUAGCAGAACAAUUAGCAACUGCUGGUCUACUUUUACAGAUGCAGAAAAUAGCUGAUGUCAAGUUACAGUUGUUAACAGAGGCAAGGAAGGCUACUAAGAAAAGUCAGAUGGAACUUAGAAUUAAAGAGCUGGAAUUCAAACUCUACAAAGCAAAAACUUCACAAGCGGACUGUAAUACAACAGAACUGGAAAAAUAUAAGGAGCUGUAUCUAGAAGAAUUAAAACUUAGAGAAUCUUUGUCAGAUGAACUAAAUAAACGUAAAGAAAUUCUAGCAGAUGUCAGUAGCAAACUUCUUCAAGAAAAAGAGUGGAGCGGAUCUUUAUUUACUUCUCAUACUACAAGGCCAGUCCUAGAGCCAGCAUGCAAUGGAAAUCUUAAUGAGCAUUUAGGUCUCAACAGAAUACAUAUUCCAAGAGAAAACUUAAGAAUUCCUACCUUAAGCUCAUUGUCUUCAAAUACCAGAAUGGAGAGCGACUUGUCAAAGGAAGACAAGAACCGAGGACACUUUCUGGGAACUCCAGGCUUGGCAACAUCUCUUGAUGUUGUGACUCGCAUCCUGUUGUGAGAUGGACAUUCAACACUCCACACUGUUGGACUCACCCCUUGGAUGCAUUCUCAAAAGUUAGGACAAGAUUGAUCCCCAGACAUUAAAGAAAAAUAUAGUAGUUUUCUUUUGUAACUCUGCAUGGUCUCAAUACAAAGCUAUAUGACUAUAGGAAGGCUGGCCAGAAAAUGGCAGCCUUAAUUUUAAUACCAUCUUGCAGUUGGACCUACUUUGCAGGUGACAGGGUAAAUGGUCAGAGGUACCCUAUGUCCAGGCCUUUAUGGCUUUAAAAGAAGAUCAGAAUCUCUGCUAAAAAUGCAAACUAGACCCUGCUAUUUUGGCUCUUGUGAGCCCCUCAGUGGAUAAUUCUCCUAUAAAUGGCUUAGGAAAUUUCCCAGCAGAGCAUCCUCAGCCUCCUUUAAUUCAUCCUCCCACUGAGGAUCCAAAGCCACCAGCCCCUUGUACUCACCAGAGGAAUAGAAAUGGGCACUGGGACAUGAGGCCCCGGAGGAUGGUAUCAACUGAGAGAGGUCCUACAUCUGCCUUAAAAUGUUCAAUGGAAAGUUAGCUAUGUUUUGCAUGACUCCUGCCACUUUGGCAACAAAAAACUUUCAAUAAUGUGCAAAUGGCUCUUUUGGGGAAAAAAAAUCUUUCCAAGACUCUUGAACAAGUUUGCAGGGCCUGUGCCCUUUGCACAUUAAACAUCCCACAAGGAGCCAAACCUCCUUUUCUUUUCCAGCCAGUCCAAUGGAGGAGUACUUAUGCUGGGGAGGACUGGCAGUUUGACUUAAACCAACUUCCUGCCUGUAUAAAUAUCUUCUGGUCUUUGUAGAUACCUUUCCAGGUUGGAUAGAAGCUUACCCAUGUGAAUGGAAAAAGCAGUGGGGGUAGUAAAGGCCCUCCUCAAGGAGGUCAUCCCCCAGUUUGGCAUCCCCAGGUCGCUGCAAAGUUAUAACAGUACAUCCUUCACCUCACAGUUUACUCAACUUGUUUCUCAGGCCUUGGGAAUCAGUUACUUUCUACAUUCCUCCUGGCAUCCACAACACUCUGGAAUGGUUGAUAGAAUUAACCAAACUCUCAAGCAAACCUUGGAAAAAUUAUGCCAGGAAACCUCAAAACCAUGACCAGAGCUACUACAUAUUGCUCUACUAAGGCUGAGAAACAUACCCACCUCUAACUUACAGCUCAGUUCUUUCGAGUUAUUAUGUGGAAGAUCCUUUCUUCGCUUUCCUAUUGGAUACUGAAACUUAUCAACUCACUAAUUAUGUUACUUCCCUAUCCCAGUCUCAGCAGGGGGGCUCAAAAACUAGAUCAAAAGAUAUUUCCACAUCCUGACCAAAUUUUAUACCCUCCAAGUUGAUGAGAACUUGAGUUCAAGUUGAUGAGAACUCAAGUUCUCAUCAAGACUUGGAAGGAUGGAACUCCAAACUCUCAACUGAGUCUUAUUUGGAGAGGUCCUUACACUGUUUUGCUCUCCACUCCUACAGCAGUUAUGGUGCCAGGGAUAGGUGGCACCACUAGGUGGAUCCACUACUCCAAGGUAAAGCUGUACUCAUCUCUGGCAGAGGAAGUCGUAAAGGUCCCAUUGGACACCUGGACCACUGAGCCCCUCCAGGGUCUCAAACACCAAGCAAAGCCGAAAGAAUAAAGAUAAGUAAAUUAAUAAUGCUUCGGAUUGUUAUACCAUGAAUCAUAAUACUCCUUGUAGGUUUACUAAUAUGUCUUUGCUACUGUGAACCAAUACCACUCCCCACUCACCGCCAGGAAAAGGUCUGUUCUGCCCUACCUGGAUUUAAAUCUCAAAGCCAUAAUCUGGGUGGUGUUCUCUCUAAUACUCACUGAGUUAACAGCUUCUUUUUCCAUAAUCAACAGACAUCUUGAUUUGGCUCUAAUCUGUUCUCGUUGGGACCAUGCAGCCACAUGCUCUAUGCUCACUAAUGCUUCUAGCUAAAAUCACCCUCAUAGGCGCCAACAGCCCAUAACUAUAUAAAAAAAAAAUCUACAAGCAGCUCAACAACUACUGAAGUUCACCAAAUCUUCCUAUCCCUCAACAUAUGGGCUACACAUGAAUUAUUUCUGUCCAGGGCAGGAGCAGCCUACCCAGCCACGAUACAAGAAUAGGCAACUUCUCAAGCCCAAUUUAGCUUCACCUAUCACUGGGGCUUCUCUAUACAAAACCUUCCCAGAGAUGCGUAUAGUACCUAACACAAGCAAAGGGGACUUUCAGGCUUUUCUUAAACCCACUUGCACUAUUUUAGGCCCCUUGUUUUCCCCCAUCACCAUCAGUCAAGUACCCCUAGCCAUCACUAGUGCCACAGAUUCUGGAACUUUGGUGGGUUCUCUCAACCCUGCACACUGCAACACAACCAUCACCAUUGUCAAUACCUCUCAUACUUCUUUUUGUCUAGAAACUGAAAUCUCCCAAUACUAAGUAAGGUUCUCUACCUUACCAAGCCAGUAGGGGUCAUGCAAAAAUUUCAAAUCUUUAACUCCCUUUGGAGGCUCUUCUUGACAUUACUAGACACAUGCUCUUCUGGGAAAAUAAGAACCAUCCUCCUAUUCAAACUACUUACUCAUGUCUGGCUCCCCCAGCAGCUGCAACUUCAGUGACAGAUAUCACAUCUUGCGUAGCCAACAAGGAUAUUGGUAAUGUUUGGAAUUGACCUUGCCUCCUUCCAUAUCCAUUCUUGUCUACCUAUGACAGAACUUUGUUUUCUAUGUGGGACACAGGCCCACCUUUGCCUCUCUGCAAACUGGACCAGAACACGCAUGCUGGCUUACCUCACCCCUAGCAUCUCAUUGCCCCAGGUGAUGCUUCUCUGCCCUUGCUCUUAUUUAUAACCUCACCCUGGGGCCCACCAAGCAAUUCAAUUAAUUCCCUUUCUCGUUGGGCUUGGCAUCACCACAGGUGCCAUGAUGGGAAUAGCCAGCAUUGGCACUUACUUCUGAACCUACCACAGCCUGUCUCUGGAAUUGGCUCAAGAGAUAGAAACAACUGCUUGCUAUAACAGUUACAGUGGCAAGUCAGUUCUCUCCCAGCUAUAGUUCUCAAACAUGGUAGAGGUCUUGACAUGCUGGCUGCAGCUCAGGGAGGAACUUGGCUGUGCUUGGAGAAGAGUGCUGAUCUGGGUUAAGAGAUCAGGGCAGGCUCAGGAGCACAUUUGAGAUCUCAUAAACUAGUCUUCUCACCUUUGGGAAGAGGCUACUGGGGUGUCACCUGGUUCUGAUUCUCAUGGCUCCUCCCCUUCCUAGGACCCCUGACCUCUAUCUUCCUUCUUCUCUUUUCUGGGCCUUGCUUCUUGAAUCUACUAAGUUUAUUUCAUCCCAUCUAGAAGCCGUCAGACUUCAAAUGGUCUUGUGACAAGGAUAUCAACCUCUUUCCUGCCCCUGAGGACAACCAAGUUUCUGUAUGUCUCCUCUGGACACUGUGGGUCAAACCUUUUGAGAGACAACAACAACCUCUGAAACCUUCUUGCCAUGACAGCAAGCAAGGAGGAGGGACCAGAAGACCCUCGACGCCCCUUUUCAGCAGGAAGUAGCUACAGAAGAAUGACCUCCACCCUAUUUCCCAAAAGAUUUCUGGGUCCCAACUCCUUAAGGGAUAAACGUAAAAGGAGGCAGUUAGUCAGAUAUUAGCAGGCAGGAGGGGAGGUACCCAUGUUGGAAGGAACAGCCCAGAACACCUCUUAAGAUGCCCAGUACUCACUCUAUGGUCAAACUGUCAAAAUGUGGUUAACUAGAUCCUGACAAGGGAGAAAAAAGGCAAAAGCAGAAUUCUUGAGAGCCACACAGGUGCAAUGAGUACAAAUUUGAUGGCUAUAUGACCUUCCCGGGUGGCAGUAAUGAGCAAUGUCCCCAUCAGGUGGGAUUUAUAUUGAUCACUGCAUCCAGUGCACGUACAUGAACCACAGUAAGGGAUGAUCCCUCCAAGCCUUGGUGAGAACUGGGCAACGAAAGAAGCAAGACCGUAGAAUAUCAAAUGCAGAAUGUCCCGGGGCUGUUUCCAGCAGGGUCAGCCCACUCCUCUGUUGGAGUGUACUUUUACUGCCCCAAUAAAACUUUUACCUGCUUUACUAAUUGGUCUUUUGAGUGAAUUCUUUCUUUGAAGAAUACAACCAAGAACACUCUGGAUCACCCUAGAUAGGUAACAUCAACAUGUGACUUCAUUCAUAGUAGGAGUCCAUUUCUGGGGAUCUCAAAGUGAAUCCAAUAAUGACAAGGUGUAUCAAUUAUAGAAUUGGUAAGGAAAAAAAUAGUUAACUAUGCUUGACUUAUUUUAAGAACUUUGUCUAAGGUUUGACCAUCUUUCAACCACUGGAAAAUUACAAAAACUGGGUGCAAUGGCACACAACUGUAGUCCCAGCUACUGCAAAUGCUGAGGCAGGAAGAUUGCUUGAGCCCAGGAGUUCAAGGUUGUAGUGUGAAAUGAUGGUGCACUGCAGCCUGGGCAACAUAGCGUGACCCUGUGUCUUGAAAAGAUUAUAAAAAUUAUAAAAUAUUUGUUAUAUAAAAUUUAUAUAAAAUUAUAAAAUAAGUAAAUUGUAACUAGUUUUUUGUGUCUCAUUGUUAUUAAAAAUUCAGUCAAUGCA
Molecule: messenger RNA, 6567 nt
Organism: Symphalangus syndactylus (siamang)
Lineage: Eukaryota; Metazoa; Chordata; Mammalia; Primates; Hylobatidae
Product: ankyrin repeat domain-containing protein 26-like
Molecular function (GO): protein binding
Source: RefSeq, a predicted model, not a curated record